AUGCAACACUAUUUCUCUGUCUGCCUAUUUCACUGUGUUAACAUCUCAGGCUUUCCAUAUCUAUCUAUCUAUCUAUCUAUCUAUCUAUCUCACUUUUGUGUUCUCUAUCUCAGUCUGUGCAAUAUCGAUCUCACACUAUCGAUAUCUAUCUAUCUAUCUAUCUAUCUAUCUAUCUAUCUAUCUAUCUAUGUUGCAGUCUCUCGCCGAGAAUGUCUAUCCCGAGGCCCAGUGCGGGUUCAGCGCCGGAAGAUCAACUCUCUAAAACGCAGAAUAAACUACAAGAUCAGCCUGAUCACCGUUACUCUACGCUCAUUCCUUGCUUCCUUCCUUCCUUCCUCCCUCCUUUCUUUCUUUCUUUCUUUCUUUCUUUCUUUACCUGUUCUUUUUACCCUGCUUUCCUCCAUUCCAGUAGCUUCAUUCUUUUCAUUCGCUUCCUUCCUUUCUUUCUCUUCCCUUCCUUAUAUGUUUUCCUCUCUUGCUUCUUUCCAUCUUACCUUCUGUUUUUUUUCUUUCUUUCCUUCAUUUCUUCCUAUUUCAUUCUUUCCUAUUUUCCAUCCUUUCUUUCUUUUUUAUUUCUUUCUUUUUUCUUUGUGUUCCUUGUUAUUUUCUUUUUUCUAUUCUUUUUAUCUUUCUUUCUUUCUCUUUUUCUUUUCUUUGUUUUUCUUCUUUAUUGCUUAUAACUUUUUCUUUCUAUUCUUUGUUUUUCUUUCACCCUUUCUUUCCUUGUUUUUCUUUCUUUCUAUUCAAUAUUUUUCUUCAUUUCUUAUUGUUUUUUUCUUUCAUUUUCUUGAUUUUUCAUUCUUUUUCUUUUUUUUUCCUUUCUUUCUUUGUUUCUUUCACUCCCUUUGCCUUUCCUUGUUUCCUUCGCCGCUUCUUUCCUUCAUUUUCCUUCACAUUUCCCACGUUCUUUCUUUCCAACAUUCUGUUUGUCUCUUGCGUAAAAAGUUUCAUUUCUUUCCUUAG
Acanthosepion pharaonis is the source of this 963-nucleotide messenger RNA. Lineage: Eukaryota; Metazoa; Mollusca; Cephalopoda; Sepiida; Sepiidae. The record is from the annotation of a GenBank genome assembly.